Hippopotamus amphibius kiboko is the source of this 1637-nucleotide messenger RNA. RefSeq names its product CCHC-type zinc finger nucleic acid binding protein (gene CNBP). Lineage: Eukaryota; Metazoa; Chordata; Mammalia; Artiodactyla; Hippopotamidae. The record is from RefSeq and is a predicted model, not a curated record. Gene Ontology annotation, molecular function: zinc ion binding; single-stranded RNA binding; translation regulator activity. Gene Ontology annotation, biological process: positive regulation of cytoplasmic translation. The transcript has 6 exons. Gene Ontology annotation, cellular component: cytoplasm. Bases 208 to 744 code for a protein of 178 amino acids.
GAGGCGGAGGAGAGCCGUGCGCAGCGGCGCGUGUGGGGCCGUGUGCAGACCCGCGUGUGGCGCAGGCUAGGACCCGGAGCAUAAACAGCCGCCGCCGCGCCCGCCGCCUCCCCGGCCUGCGUCCGCGUCUCCGCCGCCGCGGGCCCCUCCGACGCCGAAGGCGUUAUUCGGGAGGACCCCCAGAGAGGAUCAGAUCUGACUGCAGCCAUGAGCAGCAAUGAAUGCUUCAAGUGUGGGCGAUCUGGCCACUGGGCCCGGGAAUGCCCAACUGGUGGGGGCCGUGGACGUGGAAUGAGAAGCCGUGGCAGAGGUGGUUUUACCUCGGAUAGAGGUUUCCAGUUUGUUUCCUCGUCUCUUCCGGACAUCUGUUACCGCUGUGGUGAGUCUGGUCACCUUGCCAAGGAUUGUGAUCUUCAGGAGGAUGAAGCCUGCUAUAACUGCGGCCGAGGAGGCCACAUCGCCAAGGACUGCAAGGAGCCCAAGAGGGAGCGAGAGCAGUGCUGCUACAACUGCGGCAAACCUGGCCACCUGGCCCGCGACUGUGACCACGCGGACGAGCAGAAGUGCUAUUCUUGCGGAGAGUUUGGACACAUUCAGAAAGACUGCACCAAAGUGAAGUGCUAUAGGUGUGGUGAAACUGGUCAUGUAGCCAUCAACUGCAGCAAGACGAGUGAAGUCAACUGUUACCGCUGUGGCGAGUCAGGGCACCUUGCACGGGAAUGCACGAUUGAGGCCACAGCUUAAUUACUUUCCUUUGUCGCCCCUCCUUUUCUGAUUGAUGGUUGUAUUAUUUUCUCUGAAUCCUCUUCACUGGCCAAAGGUUGGCAGAUAGAGGCUACUCCCAGGCCAGUGAGCUUUACUUGCCGUGUAAAAGGAGGAAAGGGGUGGAAAAAAAAUCGACUUUCUGCAUUUAACUACAAAAAAAAAAGUUUAUGUUUAGUUUGGUAGAGGUGUUAUGUAUAAUGCUUUGUUAAAGAACCCCCUUUCCGUGCCACUGGUGAAUAGGGAUUGAUGAAUGGGAAGAGUUGAGUCAGACCAGUAAGCCCGUUCUGGGUUUCUUGAAUAUGUUCCCAUGUAGGAGGUAAAACCAAUUCUGGAAGUGUCUGUGAGCUUCCAUAAAAAACUUUAAUUUUAGCAUAAUGACUGCCUUGGAUUGUCUGACCUCAGUAGCUAUUAAAUAACAUCAAGUAACAUCUGUAUCAGGCCCUACAUAGAACAUCCAGUUGAGUGGGAGUAAACAAAAUAAAAAGACAAACAUGCGUGUUAAUGGCUGUGCGAGAAACCUCGGGAUAGAAGCCUAAACAGGAGCAGCUUCACCGCAGCGUUGAUGCUGGGUAAACAGGUGGUGAUGACAAAGGUGUAGAACACAUUUUUUCAAAGACUAAAACUAAAACCCAGAGUAAACAUCUAUGCUCAGAGUUAGCAUAAUUUGGAGCUAUUCAGGAAUUGCAGAGAAAUGCAUUUUCACAGAAAUCAAGAUGUUAUUUUUGUAUACUAUAUCACUUAGGCAACUGUGUUUCAUUUGCUGUAAUCAGUUUUUAAAAGUCAGAUGGAAAAAGCAACUGAAGUCCUAGAAAAUAGAAAUGUAAUUUUAAACUAUCCAAUAAAGCUGGAGGAGGAAGGGGAGUUUGACUAAA